GGCGGAUCGUGUGCAGUCAAAACCUAACAGCUUCAUUUUUUCGUAUCGAGAAAAGUCUCACGAAUCACCAGCAAUUAUCUGUUGACUGUUUCAGAGCUGCCGGUUCGAAGUGGACGUUUAUCACCUUCGUCAUCCCGCACACGGAAAUGUCAUCAUCCACUGGCAGUCGGCGGCCGAACGCGGCUCGUGAGCGAAGCCGCGUUCAGAAUUUACGUGACGCUUUCCAAUCUUUGCAGUCGGCGCUGCCGGCCGUUCCGCCCAGUACCAAGCUCUCCAAGUUGGACGUCUUGCUGAUGGCCAGCGCGUACAUCGCCCAUCUCGGCCGAUUGGUGCAAGAGGACAACGACGAACAGCAGGCCAGUAAUUCCACGAAUCAGAAUAACGUCACUUUUCAUCCGGUCAAGAAGUGGCCUAUGAGGGCCCGAUUGUACGCCGGACUGAAUUAUUCCGGUUCUCAUUGACCGCUCGACCCGAAGGUCUACCCGUCAUCAUCAUUCAGGAGAUAACUGAAUGGGUUGCCAACCACAUUAACAGGAGUGCUGGGCGAACUCUGCCGCAAAGCUUUUAUAAUUCGUUUUCCGUGAAUUAAAUCGCAGAUAUCUUUUACGUGGUCUGAUAAUAUCCGUUGACGUGUCGUUUGUCCUCUCUCUCUCUAUCUGUGUACCCCACCCCCUUUCUCUCUUUUUAAGUA
Molecule: messenger RNA, 691 nt
Organism: Daphnia carinata
Lineage: Eukaryota; Metazoa; Arthropoda; Branchiopoda; Diplostraca; Daphniidae
Product: transcription factor 24-like
Exons: 4
Coding region: 147-461 (104 amino acids)
Biological process (GO): regulation of transcription by RNA polymerase II; developmental process
Molecular function (GO): DNA-binding transcription factor activity, RNA polymerase II-specific; protein dimerization activity; RNA polymerase II transcription regulatory region sequence-specific DNA binding
Source: RefSeq, a predicted model, not a curated record